Molecule: messenger RNA, 1792 nt
Organism: Equus caballus (horse)
Lineage: Eukaryota; Metazoa; Chordata; Mammalia; Perissodactyla; Equidae
Source: RefSeq, a predicted model, not a curated record
GCUGGUCGUUGAGCAGGCCCUUGGGGGGACGUGACGACCCCAGCGGACCCGAUCACCUUCGUCUCCUCUUCAUGGAGACCUCCGCCCCCGAGCAGCAGCAGUCCGCGGCGACGGCCAAGAUCAGGAACCUGCCCUGUUCAAAAAUUUAUCAGUGAAGACCGCCUGCCGCACCUGCUUCUCUAUGGUCCUCCGGGGACAGGAAAGACAUCCACCAUCCUCGCCUGUGCUAAACAGCUGUACAAAGAUAAGGAAUUCGGCUCCAUGGUCUUGGAGCUGAAUGCUUCAGAUGACCGAGGAAUAGAUAUCGUUCGGGGACCAAUCCUGAGCUUUGCUAGCACAAGGACAAUAUUUAAGAAAGGCUUUAAACUAGUGAUCUUGGAUGAAGCUGACGCCAUGACUCAGGACGCCCAGAAUGCCUUGAGGAGAGUGAUUGAGAAAUUUACUGAAAAUACCAGAUUUUGCCUCAUCUGUAACUAUCUGUCAAAGAUCAUCCCAGCCUUGCAGUCCCGAUGUACAAGGUUCCGAUUUGGUCCCCUCACUCCAGAACUCAUGGUCCCCCGCCUUCAGCAUGUUGUAGAAGAAGAGAAAGUUGCUAUAAGUGAAGAUGGGAUGAAAGCACUUGUAACUCUCUCCAGUGGAGAUAUGCGAAGGGCCCUGAACAUUUUGCAGAGCACCAAUAUGGCCUUUGGGAAGGUGACAGAGGAGACUGUCUACACCUGCACAGGGCACCCGCUCAAGUCAGACAUCGCCAACAUUCUGGACUGGAUGUUGAAUCAAGAUUUCACCACAGCCUACAGAAAUAUUACAGAGUUGAAAACUCUCAAGGGCUUGGCAUUACAUGAUAUCCUGACAGAGAUACACUUGUUCGUGCACAGAGUUGACUUUCCAACUUCAGUUCGAAUACAUUUAUUGACCAAAAUGGCAGACAUCGAGUACAGACUUUCUGUUGGCACCAACGAGAAGAUCCAGCUGAGUUCCCUCAUUGCCGCUUUUCAAGUCACCAGAGACCUGAUUGUCUCAGAGGCCUAGAUGUUGAGGAUCAUUUGCUACAGUUGUCACGCCCAGCAGUGACUGGAGAACAGGGGACUUGGUUAUGGGAUGAAGCCACAGUCACCCCACAUCUUGAAAACUGUUCCAGGCGUGGGUGGGCAGACGUUUAAAAAGUACUGUGUGUGUGGCUUUUUGGAACAGGGAUGUACAAAACAACUUUAACAUACAACUAUUAAUUGUGUUUUAUGGGGGGGAAGCAGCAAAAACCUUUUCUUCAGCCUUAAGGCUUUUACAGUUGCUUGGAUGACAGGAAACUGGCCUACCCCAUUUUGGUGUGGAACAUAAGGCUUUCAAAGUCCAAGUGUCUUCCAACUCAAGAUAAACAAAACAUCUCCAAAAUUAAGUUUAUAAAUCUAAUCUGUGGAACAAUCUUUGUAUCUAAAUAGAUGUUAGUAGAUUUCUGGCCAAAACUAUCAUACUCCUAUAAAAAUGGACUCAAUUCUCUUACUUUAAAAACUGGUCUUUUUAUUUCUCUUCUUGAAGUAGAAUUACUAGCAGGCCCCUAAUUGUGGUGUAUUGACAGUAGAGGAACGUUCACUUAGAUUAUGCCACUGGGGGCCAGAGGUUGUACAACACUCACUUGUCAAGGCAGGGAGGGCACGUGAGAUGGAGCUGGACUGUGAACCGGCACCUGCUCAAGGAUUAGGACUUGUUUCUAACUGGAGCGUUUAUUUCACAGCAAUUACGCUGCAUUUAUGAUAGUGGUCUUCACAAUAAAGCAGCUUUCUUGUUGGUUGUAUUA